Messenger RNA from Grammomys surdaster, 7021 nucleotides. RefSeq names its product lysophosphatidylglycerol acyltransferase 1 (gene Lpgat1). The record is from RefSeq and is a predicted model, not a curated record. Gene Ontology annotation, molecular function: acyltransferase activity. The transcript has 8 exons. Gene Ontology annotation, cellular component: endomembrane system. The coding region runs from base 1 to 1242 and encodes 413 amino acids. NCBI's taxonomy places the organism in Eukaryota, Metazoa, Chordata, Mammalia, Rodentia, Muridae.
AUGACCGCGACCCCCGGGCCAGGGACUCCCGCCGCCGCCGCCGGCCCUCGGCCCUGUCGCCGCUCGCCGCUCGCGCCCACCGAGAAAGACAGGACCGACGCCAAUGUGAGAAUGGCUGUGACUGUAGAAGAAGCUCCGUGGCUGGGCUGGAUUGUAGCGAAAGCCCUGAUGAGAUUCGCCUUCAUGGUCGCCAACAACCUGGUUGCUAUUCCAUCCUACAUCUGCUAUGUAAUUAUACUGCAGCCACUCCGAGUGCUGGACAGUAAGCGCUUCUGGUAUAUCGAAGGACUCAUGUACAAAUGGCUUUUAGGAAUGGUGGCUUCCUGGGGGUGGUAUGCUGGAUACACAGUGUUUUGCAAUAUAGCUUUGGCUGGCCAGGAACUGACUAUGAAGAUCCGUUUGCGUCUGCUUCCCAAGUGUUUGGAGAUAAAGAUGUGCCCCAUCAUGCCCAGCCCUCAUUUAAUGAGUAGGAGCAGGUGCCUGCAAGUUGUGGCUCAGAUGAUGUGGCUGAUGGAUCAUAUUUUCAAGUAUACAAACUUUGGAAUUGUCUCUCUUAUUCAUGGAGACUUCUUUAUAAGACAGGGAAGAGCCUAUCGUGACCAACAGCUGCUGGUUCUCAAGAAGCACCUUGAACAUAAUUACAGGAGCAGAGAUCGAAAAUGGAUUGUUUUGUUUCCUGAAGGGGGCUUCCUCAGGAAGAGGAGAGAAACAAGCCAGGCAUUUGCCAAGAAAAAUAACUUGCCAUUUCUUACACAUGUCACUUUGCCAAGGUUUGGGGCAACAAACAUUAUUCUGAAGGCACUUGUAGCACGGCAGGAAAAUGGAAGCCCAGCAGGAGGAGACGCUAGAGGCUUAGAAUGCAAAUCAAGAGGCCUCCAGUGGAUAAUAGAUACAACCAUAGCUUAUCCCAAAGCUGAACCAAUAGACAUUCAGACCUGGAUCCUGGGGUACAGGAAACCGACGGUCACUCAUGUCCAUUACAGGAUUUUCCCAAUUGCAGAUGUGCCCUUGGAGACUGAGGACCUCACCAGCUGGCUCUACCAGCGCUUUAUUGAAAAGGAGGACCUCCUGUCCCAUUUUUAUAAGACAGGAGCCUUUCCUCCUCUUCAGGGCCAGAAGGAAGCUGUCUCCAGAGAGAUGACCCUCAGCAACGUGUGGAUAGUCCUCAUCCAGUCCUUCGCCUUUCUGUCAGGCUAUCUGUGGUACCACGUCAUUCAGUAUUUUUACCAUUGUCUCUUUUAGGAACUGACUUGGACUUACUACAUAGGAGUUCAGACUUCUUCAUACAUGUGCAUUAUUUUACAUGUGCAAAUCAAAAUAUACAAAUCAAAAUAUAUAAAAAGAGAAGGAAAUUCGAUGGAUGGAUUAAUGUUUAUCCCCCUCUGGGAUAUUUUAAAACUCUCCUACAAUGAGGAUCAGUAAUACAAUGAUGUGCUAAUAUAUUUUAAGAACUUUUCAUGUUUUAAAGAGAUACACUCUACCAUACACUUACGCAAGCAUCACACUGGGAGAAGAGGAAACCAUAAAAUCAUCCUAGAAGACUCCGAAAGAAACUAUCGCCACCAGAUGCACUUAGUCAGCCCCUGUGACUUGCUUGUGACCUUUAGUUCAGGUUCAGAAGCUAUGCUCCUCUUUCCUAGGACAGAGUGCCACAACAUUAAUGUGUCUACCCUUCAUGCUGAGGUACUGGUAGCCUGGAGAGCUGGUGGGCACAUCCUGAGGAGUGGUCUUGCCAUCUGGCAACCCUGGCUAAGGUGCAGCAUUGGUAUUCUCUGUGGGGAGCAGUGUCCACUGUCCACCUGGCGUCACUGUGUCCUUUGAAAGGCUAGCUCAGCCCAGUACCAUGUUUACAUGUGCUAGUGCUUUCCCUUCAGGAGAGGGGAGCACCCACUUUCUCUUUUUGUAUAGAAGGCAUAUCAUAGAAUGAUAAUUGUAUUUUACAAAAUGCACUUUUAUCAGAUGCAGAUCUAGCAAAGGAUAGUAACCUAGCCUGAAACCAAGGGAAGCCUCACCCGUGAGCAGGCUCCCAGGAGGCUUUCCUAUCUGUGCUUGCCCGUGAUGCUCUAGCACCACCUUCAUUGGCCACCUCCCUGACCCCACUCCCCUACUGGUAGCUGGAUCCCCUCCCCGAUUUUGAUAUUAUAGCACCAAAUGUAUGUGGGGGCGGUUAAAGCAAAUUAACAUAAAACAUUUAAAUGACCAGUUUCAGGGAACUAGAGUAGCUUAUUAGGAAAUAAGAGGUAGAACCAGACCUUGGCUUGCAAUAUUGACAAGGUCUGUUGUGGACCCCAGGAUCUAAAUGUUCUGUCAUUACGUCAGCAGCUGCCCCUCUCAGGGUGGCAGGACCAAGAGACAGCAGCUCACAAACACUUCCCAGUCUCUUGCAGUUGUCUUCUGAGAGAGCAAAGUCAAGCAAGUUUCUGUUCAUUGUAGAAAACUUUUUAAAGAUUGUCAUUUUGUUCAUGUGAUUUACCUCACAGGAGAACCAGACUUUACAAAGACGCAGGCUCUGCAUCAGUGUUGAGAUAGAGGGGGGUUUGGUUUAGGAUAGUAAAACUCCUAAGCUUGAGCACCAGUAAGUCAGCAGUAGUUUUCUGUGGCAUGAACACUUUGUAGAUUCCCCUAUUGUUACUAACAACAUAAAUAACAAUUCUGAGAAAUCAGUUGUAAAACAAAAGUAAAGAUUAAUGUUUUCUGUUUUCAAAUAAACCAAGAAAAGAAAAAGGAAAGAUGUGAAUUUUCCCCAGUUGUGUGGGAAAGGUUGACCAACAACAAAUAAAAGCCCGUAGCAGCUUCAUCCUUAGCAAACGCCAAGUGUGCGCAGAGAGAAAGAUGUUACCUGAAAUACCUCACUGGUACCACCGCACUGCUGGUAAACUGAAGAAGGCAUUUGGUUUGUUAGCAGUUGUCAUAAAAACCUAAGCAUUUUACUGUGGUUUACAGGGACAGUGAAUAUGGGAAAGCAGGUUCAGUCUAGAAACAAAGGGAAGCCAGAGAGAAGCUGCUCAGGGCCUCUAUUGGAGGCCCAGGAAAAGCUUGUGAGUUUCAGGAUGAAUUGAAUUGAGACAUGAGUUGGUUGUCUGGGGGAGAAGUUGCUCACUGUCAAGUGUAGCAUGUAGUCCGAGCUAGUAGACCAUUUCCUCGUUGCAAAGCAGGCCACAGACUCCAGUGGCCAGUUCCUAUACGGAUGUAUGGAUCCUUAUCUAUAUGUGCAUACAGAGAUGUGACUGGCCCGCUUUUACCACUGCUGUGCUGCAGAGGAAUAUGACAGUUAAGUAUAGUAUACAUGCAAAGUUCACUCUUCCGAGAUGUGUCACUUUCAAAUCCAGUUUGGUUUCCAGUCUCUAAAGCGACAAUGACUGUAGGUUUGUGAGCUGACUUCUGAUAAUAGAGACAAGCUGUAAAUAGACGUGUUUGGUCUGUCCCACAUCUCUCCAGUUCAACGUGUCUUCUGUGUACAAAACAAUCAGAACUGUGUGUUGAGGGUAUUGAUUCCGUAUCAUAGCUGGCAUCCACCUGCUUGUACUAGGGAAUGCAAAGAGAGAGUAAAUAGGCAUUCUUUAUGGGCAUGUCUGGAGCCACGCGGUGCACCGGAGAGAGAGCUGGUAGAACUCCCCAUUGUACUUAGUGUGUAAAGUGAGAUGCAAGGAGGCUUCUGUAGUGAGUCGGGGGAGGGGAGCAGAGCCGUGCCAGCUGACACCGCACCCUUUCUGGCUGCAGCUCUUUUUGCCCUCAGCUGCAUUGCCUGGCUUCCUACCACACACAGGCUGGGCGACUCAGUGCUAGAGUUCCUGGACCACAGGUGGGACCAGCAACAGCUCACCUCAUUUCAGAAAUGGCUGUCUGCAAUGACAGCGAAGCCUUCGAGCAGAGGAAGCGGAAAAGCAAGGCAGGGAUGGAAACUUGAGUAGAUAAACAAGUUAGACGAGUGAUAGCUGUGGGUUCAGAUCUGUCAUGUUAUUAGUUCUUCAUGUUACAACCCUUAAUUGCCUACAGUAAGAAACUAGGGGAUGCUGAAGAAGUCAUCAAUUACAGGGUAGUUAAUCCAGUGUUAAGUCAUAGGAAGCCAAAAAUUCAAUUUUCUGUAGGAAUUUCUGAUUUUUUUACUUUCAUUGAACUUUUCCUCCUAGGGAGGCUUACUGCUUUAAAAGUUGACUAGUUCUUUCCCUGACUAACUUUUGUCUGUGCAUUAUAACUGUGUUAAUGGGUAGUUAUGAAACAGGAAGUCAAAACAACCAGCUGGAGAAGAAAGCACCAAAGCCAAUGGGCGUAACCUGAGGGCUGGAAAAGACAAAAGUUGGUGCAACUGGAAUUGUCCCAGAGGUGGAGUCUUAAGUCAUCCAUCAUGGCCCUCAGGGGUGGCUGUGAUGUUGCUGUCUGGGUCAACGUUGAGAAUGUUCCCUCGCUCACGGCCAUGUGGUUUUCUUCUCAUUAAUUCUUCUUAGUGAUGUAUUUUGACAAUCGGUACCUUAAAGACUUGCUCAGCUAGUUGUUCCUAGUUAUAACCACAGAGAAUAGUCUUUGAUCAUAGGUAGUCUUCUGUAUCCUGUGUAUGUUGAAAGAGAAAAUGUUUGUUUGCAUUACUGAAUAGGAAGGGUUAACUGAUCUUCUCUGUGGUUUUUCAUCCUUUUCUUUGAAGUCACUAUACAAUAAUGAUCACAGGAUUUCACUCCAAAGUUGUCAUUACAAAAAGUGUAUUUGCUCUGGUUCACAAAGGAUGGACAAUAAUGGUCUUUGACGAGAUUUUUGCCCUGCAAGUGCUCUGAGCCUUCUACCUAUCAGCAGGCAGGAGAGAGCCAGACAAGCACUGUGCAGCAGGUGUGCUAGUUCACGUCAUGAGGGGUAGAGACUAAUGUGUUUGGGACCAAAAGCACCUAAGUUGGGACUUUCUGGAUCACAAAAGAGCCUGGCAUGCUCUGGAGCAGCCCCUGGCUGUUGCCGUCUGUCUGGUGUCAUCUUGCACCAGCCCUCAGUGAUUUCAAAGUGGGCUCUGAGAAUAUGCUACAAGUUCCCAGUUGUUGGGGGAGAAUGGCCAUAGUCAAGUGAAAGAUGCAAUCUGGAGUUUUCUGCAGAAAUUCCAUCUGAGGAUUUUUACAUUUAAUAUUUUUUUUAAAACAAUCUAAAGAGCAAAAAAAAAAAAAAUUACAUGUAUUCUAGUUGCAGAGUAUGCAGAUGCUUUGGAUGGCUUUGUUUUUAUUGUGUAAAACUGUUGAACACAACUGUGGUGCACAAAUUCUUUCCAUGUAAGGAGUCUAUGCAUUUUACAGUAACAUAUCUUAUGAUUGAGUAAUGAGACAGUUAUACAUUCAACUGCCAUUAUUUUUAUGAAGUGCUUUCACUUUCUUUACAGUUACUACAAGGUUAUAUUUAUUUUCUGCAGAUGGGUUUCUGUUUCCAUGAUGCUGUAAUGUUUACUUCAGCUUGUUGAGCUUUCUUUGUGAUCUGCAUGUCACAAUGUGUGUUCUAAGGUGACUGUAGAGGCUGUGACAACUGUAACUCACUUUUGUAAAGGGCUGGUCACCUGUGGAUCUGGUUUCUGAAUGCAUCGGGAAUGAUUUUACCAGAUCACCUUUUCAGAAAUUUAGAUGUUGUAAACACCAAAAGAAGCAUUUUCUCAGCAAAGAUUAAUAGCUGGUUCUAUUUUUUUUUAAUGUAGAGAAAAUAAAGUUGAUUUCUUUUUUUUUUUUUUUUCAAAAACAAUGCUUCUAAUUCUUACUAGUGGGGGUGGAUGUCUGCUGUGCGGGCUCCUAGCACUCACUGCUGUAGCCCAGGCCCGGAGCUCAGCAUUACGGCCGCUGAGAAACCGUCAGAUUCCUUCCUGAGGUUAGAAAGACUCGCCCCUUCCUCUGAUCUUCUCAUUUGGUGUGAGCUCUUGGAAAAAAAUUAUGUAAAUGCACAUCCAUGUAUGAUAAAUUUUGGUGAUUUUGCUGAUAAUAUAUUUAAUGCAAUUAGCAAAUAAUCAAAUAUAAAUAAUUGAUCCUUACAAUAUAAUUAUCAUUGCUGAACCCUCAGAGCCAACCUGUGACAAUAUCAACCAUGAUUUGAUUGAUAGCUUUAUGCCCUGAUGUACUAACCAUCUCCAGAUAAACUCACUCAGUCUAGUGUAUGAUUUAUAUUAGACUCUUACCCUUGUACAGAACCUCCUUUUAGUUUCAGCAUUAAUUGGAAAUUUAGAUGAUUUAUUUUUCAUUGUAUUAAAGCCUAGAAUUAAAUGACCGGCUCUUAGAGACAAGCUGGCACUACCUUCAUCACACCAUGUCCUGGUCGCUUGUGUUUUGAUUUGUUUUAGUUACUAGUGUUGAAUAAAAUUCUCAGAAUUGAUUUGCUCACUUGUCCAAGAAAACUCCUGUCAUUGGCCCUUGCAGGUUUUAAAGUGGAAAAGGACUGAGACCAGAAUGAGCAAGGGAGCUUUCGAUCCUGGAAAGCCCGACAAAAUCAGGCUUCCCAGGGAGCAUGGGGCCAGGGACCAGCACGCCGAGUUUCUCAAAGCUGAGUAAAUGUGUACACUAUCACUAAGGGGUUUUUUUUUUUUUUUGACAUUAAAAACAUUGAUGGUUUAGUCACUUGUUUGUAGAAUGUGUUUGACCCAUUGAAAACGUUUAAUGUAUUAAAAUAUCUUGCACAAUCCUACCAAAUAAGUUGAAUAGUUACAGUUGAGUCUACCUCUUCUUUUCUUGGCUGGAUUUAGGCUGCUGGUUGGGUGAGGCUGUAGUUUUAUUUCCCCUCUAAAGUACUUUACGCGGAAGACAACAGAUUAAGGGCCUGAAAGCAGAUUUGAGGCUUGUUGAGAUCUGUUGCUGACCAGCCCUGUUCCCCAUGAGUCUGGGGAAAGCCAUUGUUUUUAAUGCCCACUUAAUAUGAAAAUGUUUGUUUUAAAAAUGUUUCUUGCUGGUGAAAAAUGUAUUUUUAAAAGGAAAAACCAAAUCCUCUUUUGGUCUGAGAAGUCAGCUGUAUGUGCAGGUGUGACCGUAUCAUAACAUGCUGAUGUCAUAGAAAUCAAUAAAUUUUUACCUCUCAGGAA